AUGAAACCGGAUCCCGUUUCGAAUUGGAGUAUAAAAGGCAGAGACGUUGCGCAUCACGCCACGAGAAUGGGAAACCUAAUGGCUGGAUUCUCAGGGACCGAAUCACCCCACCUUCAAGAUUUAUCCGUCGAAGUGGAAGCUACGCAAAACGGUCGUUGUGAGGGUAAAAAACGCGAAUUGCAUUCGCUACUAGCUCCUAGUGAAUUCCGCGAACAGGGAUGCCGAAUGGUGAACUACAUCGCAGACUAUUUAGAGAGCACUGAUAAACUGAGAGUGUUUCCCACUGUUAAUCCGGGAUACUUGGCCCGCUUGAUACCAAAAGAGGCUCCAGAGGAACCUGAACCAUGGUCAAAGAUUAUGGAGGAUGUCAACCGUGUGAUAAUGCCCGGGAUAACGCACUGGCAACACCCUCGGUUUCAUGCCUAUUUUCCUUCCGGUACUUCCUGCCCUUCAAUGUGUGCUGACAUAUUGACCAAUGGGUUCGGAUGCAUUGGUUUCACAUGGAGAUUGGCUUUAGUCGUAAAAUGA
Opisthorchis viverrini is the source of this 528-nucleotide messenger RNA. RefSeq lists its product as hypothetical. The coding region runs from base 1 to 528 and encodes 175 amino acids. Gene Ontology annotation, molecular function: pyridoxal phosphate binding; carboxy-lyase activity. Gene Ontology annotation, biological process: amino acid metabolic process. NCBI's taxonomy places the organism in Eukaryota, Metazoa, Platyhelminthes, Trematoda, Opisthorchiida, Opisthorchiidae. The record is from RefSeq and is a predicted model, not a curated record. The transcript is spliced from 4 exons.